AGAAUACCUUGUAUACUCAAUAGAGGAGUAAAAUGCGACCAAAGUUAAAUUCUCCUGCUGAUCUGUCUCGUCUGCCAAUGGAUCAAUCAAAUGGCAACAGCUGGUUGGGUGUACCUUGAGCUACGGUGGGUAUGUGUCAAUUGUGUCAAACAUAGAUACAUUGAUACUGUACAUGCUCCGGAAGGCCCAACGUACCUCCAGCCUAUCCUGGUAGCCGUCCACGCAUCCCAGAUGUCGUCCUGCACUGUUACUGUGACAAUGGUCGAUAUAUCAAUACCACUCCAUGUAUGGAGUACAUGCCGGCCCCACCCAGAGGACGUCAAGCCAACGCUUAAAUUAUCAGCUUCUGGACUAGUUGUCAAUAGCAGAGGGAAAAGCAUAACACCUAGUCUCGUCUGCCGGCUUAUGAAUCAGGCGUGCAGGGACCUGAUUUGCACGUUGACUCAUCCUUCCCUGAGUAACCAUUUCUAUCCUAUCAUAGCACCAUCAGGCGUUGUCUAUGAGGUAUCGAGCCGACAAGAUGUCACAUCGAUUAAUAAUAUGAGGCAUGACCUCACACCUUUUCCAAUGAACCAAGGUCAAUGCAGAACCCUAUCUGUAUGAGAACCGGGACAAAAAUAGUAAAAGGGCUAAUCUGGACGGAACGACCUGCCCCAGAGAAAAAAAAAAAAGUCACCUUAUCCGACAGAUCGAACCAGAUUGGGCCUUAGGCCA
This is a messenger RNA of Aspergillus caelatus, 714 nucleotides long. RefSeq lists its product as uncharacterized. The transcript has 2 exons. The record is from RefSeq and is a predicted model, not a curated record. Lineage: Eukaryota; Fungi; Ascomycota; Eurotiomycetes; Eurotiales; Aspergillaceae. The coding region runs from base 91 to 603 and encodes 170 amino acids.